Cooperia oncophora is the source of this 420-nucleotide messenger RNA. Lineage: Eukaryota; Metazoa; Nematoda; Chromadorea; Rhabditida; Trichostrongylidae. The record is from the annotation of a GenBank genome assembly.
AUGGCCGUUCUUACGGGACACAGAUGUAUUGCACUAUGGUUUAUAAUGCUGCUCACAUUAAUAUCCGUUGUAAUAUAUUUGGAUGGAGGCUUUGACAAGCAACCCUAUCUUAUGUUUGUACUAUUUGCAAUAGCGGAUAUUCUGUACGUCUCAUCAAUCUUUUGGUCAAUGCUAUCAACUACAUCGUUCACAAUGCCUCAGAACUAUAGCCAUCUGUACAGCUAUCUGUACUUUCAUCGCGACAAAGUCAUACAACUAAUUGGGUUCCUGCUGAAAAUCACAUUCGAAUGCUUCCUAUUUGCCAAGAUCGUACUCCAUAAAGAAGUACCCCUGUUCAUGUUAUUGUCACCAUUAUGGAUUAUACUCGCCAUUGUUAUAGUUGAUCUCAGCAAACGGAUAUAUUCAAUACAACAAAGUUGA